AUGACCAUCUCAAAAAUAAAAUCAAAAAUCAGAUCAGAGCAGAGGCUCUUGAAUAAAUCAAUAAACGAGGAAACUAAACAGUCGGUUACUAGAAAGCUAGACGGUUUGCGUUAUGAUCUUCAGAAAGCUACACAAUCUGAGAAAGAGCGGAAAUUUUCACAAAAGUACCAUAAAAUUAAAUUUUUUGAGAAACGUAAACUAGUUAGAAUAAUAAACAAGUUAAAGAAGGAGGGUAAAGAGAAAGAAUUGUUUAAACAGCGACUUAACCUUAAUUAUAUUAUCCAUUACCCGAAGACUAUCAAAUACAUCUCUAUUCUCAAUACACCCUCUAAGGCAGAGGACAGAGAACAAAGGGACAAUCAAUUAGCCACUCUAUCCGAGAAGAUGUUGAAUAACCAAAUAGACGCAGAGCCUGAAUUAGUCAUUUUUAAAUCUAACAUUACGUCAUCUAGACCUCCAGUAGAAGCCCAAGAAAUCGGUUCAGAUAACCCAGGAGAUCUCGAGAACGGCGAGGAUAACGUCGAUAAUAUAUCAAACGAUGACUUCUUCGAAUAAUUUAUUUUGUAUUAUAUUUAUUUAUUUU
Wallemia mellicola CBS 633.66 is the source of this 583-nucleotide messenger RNA. RefSeq lists its product as hypothetical. The transcript has a single exon. Gene Ontology annotation, biological process: maturation of SSU-rRNA from tricistronic rRNA transcript (SSU-rRNA, 5.8S rRNA, LSU-rRNA). Bases 1 to 555 code for a protein of 184 amino acids. The record is from RefSeq and is a predicted model, not a curated record. NCBI's taxonomy places the organism in Eukaryota, Fungi, Basidiomycota, Wallemiomycetes, Wallemiales, Wallemiaceae. Gene Ontology annotation, cellular component: preribosome, small subunit precursor; nucleolus.